UUAAGCUCAGCUUUCACAGUCUUCUUUACUUAAUUUUAUUAUUAUGAUGGAUUAUUCAGUUUAAUCUCUCCCACUAUCACCACCUUCAGAAUGUAUUUUUCUACAUUUACAGUACAUUUCUGUUAGUGGGUUUGUGUCAGUUCUUUGAAUAUCUAUUCUAUUGUCUGUUCUCUCUGUGAUAGUAACUCAACUUAUUAACUCAUUUUCUAUCUCUCACUCUCAUGCAUGACAGAAUUUUUUACUGAAAAAAGUACAUAUUUUCAUUUAUUCUCUAAAUUAAUUUUUAUUAAAAGCAUUGUUUUUUUUUCUUCUUCUUCCAUUUGCAAUCCAUUCAGAAUGGGUUUUUAGAUUUUCUUCUUCUUUUCAUUGCUUAUCAGUUACUACUAGUCUUACUUACUACUGAAUGUGGGUCUUUGUCUCAAAAUCUUAGUAGCUUUUUCUUUUGUUUGUUCUUCCUUGAAGAUUACCCAAUGUUUUUAUAAUCCUCUUGCUGUGGAUUUCAAGAUUUCUUUGCUCAUUAUUUUGUUUUUUUGAUGAGAGAAUGAGAAGAAUGAAAGAGGUUGAUUUCAUAAUGCUACUUUUCUUGUUCAUCAUCAUCACCAGCACUACAGCAAUUCAUGGAUCUAUUACAGGUUCCGAUUUAUCUCCGUCGCCAGAAACUUCUUUUGUAAUUCUUCCUGAUGACAGAGCACCUCCCUCUCUUUUCGAUGAAAGCUCGCCACCAACCAAUGCACAAAGUCCAGCCACACCCUUGGAAGGUUCAUUAGACUCUACACUGGGGAUCCCUCCUAUUCCACAGAAUAAUGAAGGGCCAGUUGUAUCGAUACCAUUGAACCCUCCACUAAUGUUCCCGAUAGAAAAUUCAGCACCUCCACCACUGUUGCCAAUAGAAGAUUCAGCACCUCCACCAAUGUUCCCCGUGCAAAAUUCAGCGCCUCCACCAAUGUUCCCGAUACAAAAUUCAGCGCCUCCACCAAUGUUCCCGAUACAAGAUUCAGCACCACCGCCAAUGUUCCCAAUACAAGAUUCAGCACCUCCACCGACAUUGCCAAUACAGAAUUCAGCACCUCCACCAAUGUUCCCAAUACAAAAUUCAGCACCUCCACCAAUGUUCCCAAUACAAAAUUCAGCUCCUCCACCAAUGUUCCCAAUACAGAAUUCAGCUCCUCCACCAAUGUUAUCGUCACAAAAUUCAGCGCCUCCACCAAUGUUACCGAUACAAGAUUCAUCACCUCCACCAAUGUUCCCGAUACAAGAUUCAGCUCCUCCACCGAUGUUCCCAAUAAAAUAUUCAGCACCUCCACCUUUGUUUCCAAUACAGAAUUCAUCACCUCCACCAAUGCCUCCCAUAUUGAAUUCGUUACCUCCAUUAACAUCGCAAGCACAAAAUCAAGCACCACCACCAAUGCCCAUUAUAGAGCUUCCACCCCCCAUACCACCAACUUCUUCGUCUCAUACACCAGACACUCCCAUUGUAACUCCGGUGUCAGCUCCUCCCCCCAGAGUCGGUCAAACGAGCUACAAAGUUCCUGUUAAAACUCAUGCACCACAAGAGCCCAUGAGACCAAAUAAUGCCCACAAGAGGCUACACGUUCCCGCAUCAUCACCCGUAAACUAUGCAAAUAAGAAGCCCAGGAUGUCUGCUCCUGAACCGAUAGCAUAUUUACCUCCUCCUUCUGGUGGCCAAGGCUUUCUUAUUUCUCCUGCAGCUUCAGAACCUCCAACUGUACUCCCGGAGAGAAAUAGACCAAGGCACCGUCUUCAUAUACCCAAAAAGAAAGGUCCUGCUGACUUCCCAUCAUCCCCAUCUCCUUCUCCCACACCUCCAUCCAUAUCAACAAUUUCAACUGGCGGAGCCAAAAGAGCUUUUGGACCGAAGUCGAAACCUCACUUUCCAACACCUGUCCUAGCAUUACCACCUCCACCUCCUAAUGAAGAUUGUACGUCAGUGUCAUGUACAGAGCCAUUUGUUAAUACACCUCCAGGAGCAUUCUGUGGCUGUGUUUGGCCAAUGCAAGUUGGACUUCGUUUUAAAGUUGCCUUAAUUACCUUCUUCCCAUUAGUUACAGAACUGGCCGAGCAAGUAGCAGCCGGGGUUUUUAUGCAACAAAGUCAAGUUCGUAUUAUGGGAGCAAAUGCAGAUGGAAAGCAGUUAGAUAAGACCAUUGUUCACAUUGAUCUGGCACCAUUUGGUGAAAAAUUCGACAAUGCCACGGCACAUUUUACCUAUGAACAGUUUUGGAAAAAACGGGUUUUCCUAAAAACUUCUAUCUUUGGUGAUCACGAAGUAUUAUACGUUGAAUAUCCAGGUCUUCCUCCCUCACCGCCUUCAGCUCCCUCCAUGCUAAAUGGAGGGUUAAAUUCUGUACAUGGAAAUCACGGAAGGACAAUGCAUCCUCUCGCAGUUAAUAUUCAAAUGAGAAAGAAAGGAGGGAUUGGCGGGAACAUGAUUUCUAUCAUAGUUUUAUCAUCGGUGAUAGUCAUUGGAUUAUGUAUGGGAGUUGCUUGGCUAUUGUUGAGAAAGCAGGGAGACAAUUCGGGCUUAGUACCACCAUCGAAAUCCUCAGCAGCUAUGGACAAAGCCAUGAUAUUAGGUGGUGGGUUAAGCUCUACAUCUUGCUCUAGCAUUGGAACAUAUACGGGAUCGGCUAAAACAUUUAGUAUAGGUGAGAUUUUAAAAGCAACAAAUAACUUUGAUGCAUCAAAAAUACUCGGAGAAGGCGGUUUUGGACUUGUUUACUAUGGUAUUCUUGAUGACGGGGCAAAGGUGGCUGUUAAAGUUCUCAAAAGAAAUGAUCUGCAAGGUGGUCGAGAAUUCUUGGCUGAGGUUGAGAUGCUUAGCCGUUUGCAUCACAGGAACUUGGUAAAAUUGAUUGGAAUAUGCACAGAGGAACGCUCUCGAUGCUUGGUUUAUGAACUCGUUCCAAAUGGCAGCGUGGAUUCUCACUUACAUGGUGUGGGAAAGAAAAUUAUGCCACUUGAUUGGAGUUCGCGGUUGAAAAUUGCACUUGGUUCUGCUCGUGGUUUAUCUUAUUUACACGAAGACUCAAACCCUCGCGUGAUUCAUCGGGAUUUCAAGUCCAGCAAUAUCUUGCUGGAGAAUGAUUUUACUCCCAAGGUGUCUGAUUUCGGUUUGGCUAGAACAGCCCUGGAUGAUGGAAACAAGCACAUCUCGACUCACAUUAUGGGAACUUUUGGAUAUGUAGCUCCAGAAUAUGCAAUGACGGGUCAUCUUCUUGUCAAGAGUGAUGUUUAUAGUUACGGUGUAGUUCUUCUCGAGCUUCUGACAGGAAGGAAACCUGUAGACAUGUCACGACCACAAGGUCAAGAGAACUUGGUUACCUGGGCACGUCCGCUUCUUAAUAAUUCAGAUAGCUUGGAAAUGAUCAUUGAUCCAUCUAUUGGGUCUGUUUCAUUCGAUAGCGUAGCCAAAGUAGCCGCGAUAGCUUCAAUGUGUAUACAACCAGAGGUAUCUAACCGUCCUUUUAUGGGUGAAGUUGUCCAAGCCUUAAAGUUAGUAUGUAAUGAAUGCGAUGAAAAUAACGUAGUAGUAUCAGAAAGUUCUAGCCAAGAGGAUUUAACGCUUCUAAGAACUGAUACCAGAACUAGUACAGGUUCUGAUCUACCUCCAGAACCUUCUUCACGAGCUGAUUAUAGAAUAAUCGAUUAUGAUUUUGAUUCUUCUCAAGAAAUGACAAGGCCGUUAUCUGUAUCAGACAUAUUCACUAGUUCACCAGGUUUUGACAAGAGUUCAUUAGAAUCUUUUAGAAGGCAUUCUAGUUCGGGACCGUUAAGAACCGCGAGAAGCAGUCAGUUUUGGGAUAGGGUGCGAGGAAUACCUGCCGGAAGCAUGAGUGAGCAUAGAUUUGCAUUCAGACUAUGGGCAGGUCCUCGCUGAAGUUUCUGCAUGCUGUCAAGAACACUUGAGAAUAUUCAUCAUCCAUGACGGUUUCAUGACCAAUCCAGUCCUUAGAACUUCAAAAAUGGUUGCAGAAGUUAACCUUGGAGAAUUGAUUGGUCACUGUUAUUUCGGUGACUGGUGAAGGACUUCAAGAUUUGAGAUGUUUUUUUUGCUCAUUGAUGUAACUUAUGUUCAUAGGAGAAAAUCAUAUUGUACAUGCAAUUUUUUCUUUUUCUCACCUUGUAAUAGUAUAUUGUCUGGAAAGAACUUAAAUUCUGUAAGAGCAUGGUAAUUGGAUAUUUGAGUUUCCAUCACUAAUGCUGCAUCUUAGUUGAGGCAACA
This is a messenger RNA of Papaver somniferum (opium poppy), 4243 nucleotides long. RefSeq names its product receptor-like serine/threonine-protein kinase ALE2. Lineage: Eukaryota; Viridiplantae; Streptophyta; Magnoliopsida; Ranunculales; Papaveraceae. The record is from RefSeq and is a predicted model, not a curated record. The transcript has 12 exons. Gene Ontology annotation, biological process: protein phosphorylation. The coding region runs from base 542 to 3898 and encodes 1118 amino acids. Gene Ontology annotation, molecular function: protein kinase activity; ATP binding.